AUGAGCAACGAUCCAAACCCAAUAACCCCAACUUACCAUGGGACGGUCAUUCCGCCUCCUGUUUUCAACAUUGAUGAUGACCCACUGGACUGGCUGGACGAGUUCGAGUGCGCCAUCACCGCCAACAACUGGUCCGAUACCCGUGCUCUUGCCAUCGCGCCUAUGCGUAUGCAUAAAGUCGCUCGCGCCUUGUUUUCCGACAAGAAAUUCCCAACCUGGAAGGAAUUCACCGAGGCUUUCCGCGAGCACUACCAGACCGAGGAGUACAAGAACCGUGCCUUCAAUGCGGCCCAGAAUUACCGCCAAUCCGACAAGGAAAGUAUCGACGUCGUAGUUGCCAAGAUGCAGACCUUCUUCAGACGUGCUGACGUGACUGAUGAUGCGGUGAAGCGAAGGUUGUUCUCUAAUUCUGUGAAAGAACACAUCUUCAAAGAACUCUCGCGUAAGUCCGCGUCGACCUACGCCGACAUGGUGAAGGUGGCUCGGCAGGAGGACCACAUAGAGCAAGCCGCCAUCGAUAGACGGCGUGUGCCUGCCGAGUCCCUCCCUGUGUCGGCGGCGCCCGCCACAGCCAGUACUUGGCCUGCUGCCCCUGCGCAGCCUGAGCGCAGGCCGACUGGUCAAGACCUCGGAGUUGAUGAGCUCAUUUCGAAGAUGAGCACCUUGUCGCUGAACCAAAUCAAUGCCGUCUUCAGUGCGUUUGGACAACUUCCUAUUGCGAGACAAGGUCAGUCUCUUUCGGGCGGUGGUCGCGGUCCUGUUAACUGUUAUCGAUGCGGUAAGCCGGGACACAUCUCUCGCAACUGUACGGAGUCACUUCCCAGCGGCAAUAGAGAUGCUCCUCCUGCUGGACAGGUUAACUGGAUUGAAGUGGCGAAUCAAGACGAUGUCAACGCGGUCACCCGAUCCCAAAGCAGAAAUGCUGCCCGAACCGACGCCCAUCCGUAUCGUAGUGCGAAUGCGGAGGUUCCUAUGCAGCCCGUCAGACAGCCGCAUCCUCCUGCGAACCAUGGUGCUGUCGCACCGUCGAACGCCGGUGGAAUGCAACCCCAAGCCCGAGCUCCGAUUCCAAUUCCGACUCCCGUUCCCGAGACGCCUGUCGGUGCAGGCCCUUCCAAGGUCAAGAAAACCCCCGUCAAGGUCAAGAUUGCCGAGCCGACAAGCAUGGACCUGGAUUACGAGAAACCAACUAGAAAGCGCCUCGUGAGGAAGAAGGCUAACCCGAGGACGGCCCCCAUCACGCUGGCUACCUUGCCUGGUGUGCAGCCCUAUAGCAUCCUCUCGGAUAUCAUUACCACGCCCGUACACAUGACGGUGGGCCAGGCCCUACUGUUCAAGGAGGUCCGAAAGGAGAUGCUGAACAGUCUUAAGCCGGUCUCCCACACUGUCAGCCAGCUCCAGCCGAUCACUGCCCCCGCUUCGUCGGCCCAAGUCAAGGUUACCAUACAUGGUCAUGAAGUUUACGCCAUCGCAGACACCGGAGCGUCGCUCUCAGUGAUCACCCGAGGACUUGCUGAGUUCGUGGGCGCAAAGGCUGACCACCCGUACGACCAGAUGAUAAUGACCGCGGAUGGCAAAAAGCAUGCACCUCUCGGCAUGAUUUCGUCGCUUCCAGUUUGCAUUGACGAC
Gamsiella multidivaricata is the source of this 1629-nucleotide messenger RNA. RefSeq lists its product as uncharacterized. Lineage: Eukaryota; Fungi; Mortierellomycota; Mortierellomycetes; Mortierellales; Mortierellaceae. Gene Ontology annotation, biological process: proteolysis. Gene Ontology annotation, molecular function: zinc ion binding; aspartic-type endopeptidase activity; nucleic acid binding. The transcript has a single exon. The record is from RefSeq and is a predicted model, not a curated record. The annotation marks the transcript as partial.